UCUCCCAUACAGGGACUGGUGGUGUAUCCCUCACAUCUGGUCAUCAAGGAGUACCCCAUGGUCAAGUCCUUGCACACCGAUCCGUUCUGAUGGAAGCAGUUGGAGGGUGUGGAGGAUGGGUUGGAGGAUGGAGUGCUGAGUAUGUUGCUGCAGUCAGUAGACAUGCUGGCUGCUGGCUGACGGAGUGUACUGUGGCCCCGUUGAUUUCACUCUCAGCAAUGACUCCAAGAAGACCAUAGCAGAGUACCAGCACAAGGAUGGCCAAGGAAAUCCUUCUCAAAUACCCAGAGAUCCUCCAUGCCGCUCACCCCUUCUUCCUCUCCCUCAAGUUUGUGGGUGCUGGUGGCUCUCUCCUGGAUGGAGCAGUUUUCGUGGAUCUAUUUACCUGAGAACAACUUGUCAACAAUUCCUGUGGAUGUCGUCAUCAGCGAGGGUCAGUGUUAGAUACCAACUUGCUGCUCAGGUGUCUGUUGUACCUGCUGGUUGGCAUCUCCACUUUGUCUCUCCUGGUGCUGACAGAUUAGCAGCAGGAGUGGGAACUGCAGUGGCUGUAACUCAUAUGACUUCACUGGUACCAAUCCAGACCACCUGGCUUCCCCAGGGACAGGCUUGUGUCACCCUGACCUUACCUCUACCUAUACAUCUACCACUGCACUACAUUUGGAAUCUGGUUGAGUACAUGUACUCAGACCCAAGCCUGAUGUGCUUGGUGGUGUAUCCUGAAAAUUUGGAGAUCCAGGAGAACUCUGUCACCAAGAACGUGCAAAUGAAUGUCAUUGGGUGGCUGAUGGCCGCUCCUCAAGUGAACCCAGAGAUCACUGGGCUAAAGUACAGCAAGAUGAGUGCCUUGGAGAAGCUGUGCCUUGAGUUGAAGGCUGCAGUCACCAUCAGAAAAGAGCAAAGCUGCAACAAGUCAUCCAAGUACUUUGUCAAGAAGGUUUAUGUUGAAGGCAACCUCCUGCCACUGCUCUCAGGAGAACAGUGGGACUCAUGACCGCCUCCAAGACCCACAGAGGAUUGGAAGGCAUAAAUUCAAUCUUGGGAUAACUAUUGACAUUUAAAACUGGUGACUCCACUUGUCAGAUUGUAGGUGGGAAAGUUUUAGGGUUGAUUGAUGGGAACAUUGUUGAUCUAAAUUCUUUUUUGGUAAAGUACUGUAAAUCACUUGCAUGUGAAGUUUCAAAUGGAUGAAAUAGCAUGAAUGGUAUUGUAGUUGAAUUGUUCUUUGUAGCUAGAAAAAAAAAAUUAGGGUCGAUUGAUGGGAAAACUAUUGUUCAAAAUCCUUUUAUUGUAAACUAGAUCAUGUACAUAGUUGUGAAAUUUUUUUGGAAAUGAAAUAGCAUGAAUGAU
Scylla paramamosain (green mud crab) is the source of this 1350-nucleotide messenger RNA. RefSeq lists its product as uncharacterized. Lineage: Eukaryota; Metazoa; Arthropoda; Malacostraca; Decapoda; Portunidae. The record is from RefSeq and is a predicted model, not a curated record. The coding region runs from base 416 to 994 and encodes 192 amino acids. The transcript has 7 exons.